This is a messenger RNA of Drosophila grimshawi, 1185 nucleotides long. Its product is annotated as ketohexokinase. The record is from RefSeq and is a predicted model, not a curated record. The transcript has 2 exons. Gene Ontology annotation, molecular function: ketohexokinase activity. The coding region runs from base 75 to 1010 and encodes 311 amino acids. Gene Ontology annotation, biological process: fructose metabolic process. Lineage: Eukaryota; Metazoa; Arthropoda; Insecta; Diptera; Drosophilidae.
AUGUUUGAGCUUUGUGGUUUUGAUUUACGCGCGGCUUAGUAUUUUAUCGAUAACAAUAAGAUCUCGAUUUAUAUAUGCAUUUAAGAAUGAAUCCCGUGCUCUGCGUCGGCUGCACCGUUAUUGACUUUGUGACAAUCAACGACAACUUUCCCGAGGAGGACACGGACAGGCGAUGCCUCGACGGAUUUUGGCAGCGUGGUGGAAAUGCCUCUAAUGUCAGCACCGUGCUGCGCCUACUCGGGUCCGAUGUCGACUUCUUUGGCAUGCUUAGCCACGCGGGCGCAUUCCGUGUGCUGCUCGACGAUCUGCAUCGGAGGGGCAUUGAUGUGCAGCACUGUCCCCACACAGAGAUGGAUCCGCCAUUCUCUUCGGUGAUUAUUGUCAAGGCAACGGGAUCACGCACCAUUGUGCACUGCAAUAAAAACUAUCCAUAUGUGACGUGGCAGGAUUUCAGCAAGAUCGAUCUCAAGCGCUAUGGCUGGAUACACUUUGAGGCACGCAAAGCGUCCGAAACGAUAAAAAUGAUGAGAGCCGUGCAGGAGCACAAUAGGAUGAAUGAGGAGCGCAUCAUCAUCUCACUAGAUUUUGAGUCACUGUUUGAGGCAAAUUUGCCGCUCUGCGGUCUGUGCGACUAUGUCGUCUUCUCCAAGGAACUCGCCAACCAGCAGGGCUGGCAAACGGCACAGGAAACAUGCACGGAACUUGCUCACAGAGUAAAACCCAACUGCCCAAGCAUAAUUUGCCCGUGGGGCAACACAGGAGCUGUGUGUUUGGAUGCCACCACGCAGAAUCUUCACAAUGGACCCGCCUAUGAGCCAAAGCAGAUCGUGGAUACACUGGGUGCUGGCGAUAGCUUCAUGGCCGGAUUCAUAUACGCAACGUAUGCGUUACGGCAAAGCCUGCCAGAUGCUGUGGAUCUCGCUAACCGGGUGGCUGGACACAAGAUAUCCCAAUUCGGAUACGAUCACAUUGCGCAACUUCAAAAGGACAACAAGCCAGGAAAUAUUUGAAAUAUUUAAACAAAAUUGUAGCUAUGUAUGUAUAUAUUUGUAUAUAAUAAUUAAAUAUGUGCAUGAUAUAUUAUGAAAUAGGAAACAAAACGCUUGAGGGCGUGAAACGAUUCACUCAAGCUCCCAAUGACAAUUACAGCAUUCCAAGAAUAAUAAAUAAUUGCCCUGAGACUAA